This is a messenger RNA of Saprolegnia diclina VS20, 1286 nucleotides long. RefSeq lists its product as hypothetical. Bases 6 to 1286 code for a protein of 426 amino acids. Gene Ontology annotation, cellular component: cytosolic [4Fe-4S] assembly targeting complex. NCBI's taxonomy places the organism in Eukaryota, Oomycota, Saprolegniomycetes, Saprolegniales, Saprolegniaceae. The transcript has 5 exons. The record is from RefSeq and is a predicted model, not a curated record. Gene Ontology annotation, biological process: iron-sulfur cluster assembly. Gene Ontology annotation, molecular function: protein binding.
UGCCGAUGCGCCUGGAAAAAAUAUGCGUGCGCCACUACCCGCCGGGCCUGCGCCUUUGCUACAAGACGUCGAUGGGCGAGCAGAAGCAGUCGACGCUCGACCUCUUGAGCUUGGGCCCCGAGACGAACGUGCGCCUGCUCGUGAACCAGCUCAUCGAGAAGGAGCCGCUCUUGACGGCGCGCCAUGCGACGCUGCUGCAGACGAUCCUACACGCGCUCAUAGAUAAGCAGUGUCCACUGGACGACGACGGCGAAUUUCGCCUGAGCAAGACACUGCGCCCCCACGCCCAGCCCAUGACCAACUUUGUCGCGUCCAAGAAUGCGUCGCUGCUUGUGACAUCGAGCUACGACAAGACGGCGCGCCUCCUCCGCCGCAGCGACAAGACGCAAGCGGAGCAAAAGUUGGUGCUCUCCGGCCACGACGGCGUAGUGUACUGCGUCGCGCUCAACCAACCGUACUCGAGCCUCGCUCUCACGGGCUCGUUUGACAAGACGUGUCGCUUGUGGCACACGUCGACGGGAAAAGUCGCGCGGACCUUUGCUGGCCACGAAGGCGAAGUCGUUCAUGUAGCGUUCAACGCCAAGGGAACGCACUUUGGCAGCUGCUCCAUGGACUGCACGGCGACACUAUGGGACGUGGAGGCCGGGUCGUCGGUGUUUGAUCUCGUGGGGCACACAGCCGAGGUGUCCACCUUUGCGUUCGACUCGUCGUCAAGCCUCAUGGCGACCGUAGGCGCUUGCGACGCGAGCGUGCGUCUCUGGGACUCACGCUACGGCGCAUGCUUUCGGUCGUUCGACGCGCACGCAGCAGACAUUGCGACCGUGAGCUUCAACCACCAGUCCAACUUGCUCCUGAGCGCGUCUGCGGACGGUACCGCGCGCGUGUGGGAUGUCCACCACGGCAAACUGCUCUUUGCCUUCGAGGACCACCAAGGCGAAGUCACGGACGCCUGCUUCAACGCGACGGGCUCGCUCCUCGCCACGAGCGGCGUCGACGGCUCCAUUUACGUCUACGACACGCUGCACGGGCACAAGCGCUGCAUCUGCCGCGGCCACAAGGGCGAGGUGACCAAAAUCAUGUUUACGCGGCAAGGCGCGCGCCUCGUGAGCGCGAGCGCAGACAAGACGGCGCGUCUCUGGGAUACACAGAGCGGCAACUGCGUCCAAGUGCUCAGUGGUCACGAAGACAGCGUGUUUGGGUGCUACGUGAGCUACGACGGCCGGUCGAUCGUAACGGGUAGCCACGACAACACUGUACGCAUCUGGGGCUCGGACGACGACAAGUAA